This is a messenger RNA of Loxodonta africana (African savanna elephant), 6711 nucleotides long. RefSeq names its product LUC7 like 2, pre-mRNA splicing factor (gene LUC7L2). Gene Ontology annotation, molecular function: mRNA binding. The transcript is spliced from 13 exons. Gene Ontology annotation, biological process: mRNA splice site recognition. NCBI's taxonomy places the organism in Eukaryota, Metazoa, Chordata, Mammalia, Proboscidea, Elephantidae. The record is from RefSeq and is a predicted model, not a curated record. Bases 4540 to 5856 code for a protein of 438 amino acids. Gene Ontology annotation, cellular component: U1 snRNP; U2-type prespliceosome.
AAAUCUAUAAUUUGUUAAAUGGGAAGACAGAUACUUUCCUAUGUUAUCAUACUGUUGAAAAAUACAUAUAUAUUCAGUGUUUUAGAAGGGAGGAACAAUAAGUAGAUAUAAAUUAUUAUUUUAUCUCAAAUUUAAGGUACAUUAAAUUUUAUAAAUACCUUUCUGUUUUAAUUGUUGGCAUUAAUAUAAGAGGGGGAGAAAGAGUAGUUUGUUUUCCCUGAAUACAUUCCACUUGAAAGCAGGAAGGAGCAACACAGGAAAAUUCAGGAAGCUAUUUGAGAACCGUCUGUGUGAUAGUUGGAGGAACCCAACGCCCUUGCAUAGAAUAUAGUCAUUUUUUGCUGGGUUGGAUUAAUUGCAAGGAUAUCCCUGAAGAAAGCCCUUCUGUCAACAGAUACAGUUUGGUAAUGAUGUCUCUGGUCCUGACCCAAGAAAGGUUUGGCAAGGUGCAAGGAAUAGGGAUUUUUGUUUACAGAAUUGAGGGUUUGGAUUUAGAUUACAGCCUGAGUUUAGAAACUGUAGAGAAGUUACAUAAGGUGGUUCUGAGGAUUCCAUUCCUCUUAAUUGCUUAUAAUGUUUAAACAGGGAGCAGAGACCAUCUGUGAAAAGUCAGGAUAGGCAUGGUAAUAUGCCAUCAGAAGUAACCAGUAUAGUAGUCUGUUAGAGUGUGAUGUGGAUUGUACAGCGUCUUUAGCUGUCCAUUAUGGUGACGGAAUGUUUGGGGCAAGUUAAAGCUAUCAGGUAAUUUUAGCUGUUUUUCAUGGCAGUCUUUCUAAACUGUAUGAUAUACUUUCUCAGUUAAUAGAGUAUAUUGAUCAUAGUUUUUCAGUUUAUCAGUUACGUUGUGGAAUAGUUACAGUUUAUGGAAAAUUGAAAGGCUGCACAUCCUAGGUGAUACUCAGGAAAAUACAGUUGAGAAAACCAUUUACCUAUGUCUCACAUGUUUGUGAUAUGUCGUUACAACCUCUAGGACAUGGCUGCCUGUCUGCAAAAUUAACUAUUGAAUCAAAGAUUGAGGUAGUGUUUCCUUCAGUGGAUUUUCUUUGAGAAAUCACUUUGUAAUCAGUGUUCCUUGAUUUAUCGUCAGCAUUGAGAGUAUUUUCUCUGAACUUUCUGUCAUUAAUGUCACAGACAAUAUUCAUUUCUCGGUCAGUUGUAAGCCAUUCUUCUACUCCACUUCAACUGUUCAUUUUAAGUGAAGGAGGCGUAGCCUGUAACGGAUAAGCACCUGUUUUUGAACUAGUAAUAGGGUAUAUCUUACUCGAAAGCUUUUAAAUUCCUUUUCGUUAUAAAAAUUUUUUAAAAAGUAAGGCUAAACAGAAAUUUCUCUGAGUUUUCAUAACUGUUUGGCUUGAUCAGAGUUCCAAGCAUAUUGAAGACAAUGAAGCUCUGUUAGCACCUUCAUAGUGAAUCAUUGAAAAACAUUUUUUUCCUCAUUUUGAAUUGUGAACUCUGAAUAAUAUUUCUAUCUACAAAGCAGUCCAGAAAAACAAUAUAAGGUGUUCUUUUACUUCAAUUAAAAAAAAAAAAUUGAAACCAGAGAAAAAUCAUUUUGUUCAUCUCUGCGUAAUGUAUAUCCGCACCAAGUGGGCUGUCUGUCACAUGAGGAGAAACAGUGGCAGGCUGCAUGUUCAAGAUGGUUCCACAAGGUAGCAGGAAUUCAAAGGCAAGUAGGUGUCAUGGACCAGACAGGCGGGUUUAGCGAGUCAAUAGUGUUCAGUACCAGGUGGUUUGUGCAGGCGGUCCUUAGAGUUGCUGAGGGUACAGGCAAGUGGUGGGAUUGAGAAGAUAUAUUUCCCUCAAAUUUUUAAAAAAUAAAUAAAACAUUACAAAUAAAGUCCCUUAUGGUCCCUUUGGAAACCCUGGUGGCAUAGCGGUUAAGUGCUACGGCUGCUAACCAAAAGGUUGGCAGUUCGAAUCCCCCAGGCACUCCUUGGAAACUAUGGGGCAGUUCUACUCUGUCCUGUAGGGUCGCUAUGAGUCGGAAUUGACUUGAUGGCACUGGGUUUGGUUUUUGGUUAUGGUCCCCUUCGUAGUCCUGGUGGUGCAGUGGUUCAGACCUCAGCUGCUAACCAAAAGGUUGGCGGUUCGAAUCCACCAGCCGCGCCUUGGAAACACUGUGGGGCAGUUCUGCUCUGCCCUGUAGGGUUGCUGUAAGUUGGAAGUUAGAAUCUACUCAACAGCAAUGGGUUUGGUUUUUUGGUUUUUAUGGCCUCCCUCAGAGUCUCAGUCCUUUCCUAGAGGCAGUCCUUGUGAAUUUGGUGUGUAUGCAAUGUGACCCAAUAUUUCUGCUGUUUUGUUUAGAGCUCUUGUCUCCUUCAUUGGUAAUCUCUGUUUUUUGAUUUUAGCUUCCUCUCUUUGUUAUUGGGUUGUCUGUCACCUCUGUUCUUCAAUAGUCUCAUUUCUUUUCCUUUGCUUGUUGGUUUUAGAUUUGGGACGGCUCUGCUUGGUUUUUAUAGCUAUCACCAAUCAAUGAGAACUUGUCUUUUUUAAUAGAUAAAUCAGCCAAUCACCUUUUCUUUGAUUCCAGCUAUUUCUUCAUAGCCAGAGAUAGGUUUUAUUACUUUUAAUUUUGUGUGUAGAAAGUUCUGGAUGAUAGAAGGCACCAGACAUCCAGAAUACGGUUGGUACUGUAUCAGAAUUGCAGCUCUGCAAGUAAGUAUCAAAAUAUAAAAAUUAGCAGCCUGCAACUUUUUAAUGACCGAGCUUCUUAUAGGACACAUAUAAUAAAAGAAAUUAUAUAUAGCCCACUUUUAGAACUUUUUAUUGCCUACUCAGGCUUUUCUAAUGUGUCUCAAUCUAAAAAGAGAAAUAUCCUGAGAGAUUUCCUAAAUCCUGUACCCCCAGACAUAUAAUGGCAUUGACCCCUGCCAGUGGCCAUGACCCUUUGCUUAUAGAACGGGAGAAGAUGGGCUAGGGGUGGAAUAGAGCCCUUGGGAAGCAGCUCCCUUAGUGUUUGUUCUCACAUUUCCAUCAUCACUGUUCUGUUAGCUCUUAAAGUCCCUGCAAGCAGUUUCUCCUCCUGCUAUGGCUGUCUUCCAGUUGUGUUCUUUGUAAUGUAGCUACAUGGACAAGUGGGCUAGUAGAUUUUUUAAAAAACAUUAUUAAUCUUCGAUUAUAUCCAGCAAGAAUAAACUUAUUCUGGAAAUUUUUUCUACAGUGGGCAUUGCAUAUUUUAAAUUUUGGGGGUUGUCACGGGGAUUUUGAUGGGGAUGAUAUUAGUAUCUACUUGUAAUUAUAAACUUGUAGGACUAUAUGAACCAAAAGAGUAAGAAGAUAGCCUUUCAGAACUGUAAAGAAUCUUUAUUUUUGCAUUGGAUUUUUUGGAAGAAAGGAAAGCAGCCGUUCCAACUUAGUGGGACUUUUAUAAGCUUUGUUAGAAAGAAACUUGAUAUUACAUCGGGAAGGAAGACUGCCAUAGUUGGCUUUGCCCACUGCCGUAUUUGGCUUAGUGCUCUUACUUUCUUUAUGUAAUAAAUAUAUUCCUACAAAGUUUAAUAUGUAUCGAAUCACUUUAACUGUUUCCAUAUUAUGUCAAGGUGUGGUAGUGAGUCCUUUGUAAAGUGAGCCCUCUACUGUGAACCUUUGAAAUUUGAAAAGGAAGUUAUCAGACAAAUGCAAACAUACAGUGGAUUAAACUGAGUGUGUUUCUUAAGGAAACAUGAAGUAAAGGAGUAAUAAGAGUUUGUUUUUUUUUUUUAAGGUUAAUUACGAAAGAGUUCGUAUAGGUGACUUUUAAGCUGAAUUAAAAAAGAACAACAAAGGUAGGUGGGAGAAGUUAGUAGAGUUGGUGAGAAAGUUUGAAGAGGGUACAAAAGCGAUCAGAUCGGUUCCUCAGUACAACAGUCACCAUGCUGUAAUAGUCACCUGCUUUUACCUUGGCUCCACAUGAAGACAGGGUUAGUUGAGCGCUUCUCGAGGUCUCUUCCUGCCCCGUACGAGACUAGAAACUGGCCAUGGGUCUUCAUGUAGUUCCCAUGUUGCUGUGUCCUUAUCCUGGAAGAAAUGGUUGAAGGAGGGACAUCUCAGCAUUUGAGCAUUUGAGGGGACAGGGAAACUAGAAGUAUUAAACUCAAAGGGCUCUACCUCUUUCUAACUCUUGGUUUUCCUGCCCUAAAGCGGUAUAGCUCUUACGUCAGAGGGAAGGGGUCUGCCCUGUCGCAAACCAGCUGUGACGCUUGGCCCCUACCGAGUGUACCUUUGGGGAGGGCUUCCCUUGUCCCGCCUCUGUUUAUGGACUAGGGGACGCUUAGAUUUGUUUGUGUGCUGCUGAGGAUCUCCUCUUUCUUUCCCCUAAGCUAAGCUGUACAAAAGAAACACUAAUUAAUUGUUUUUAUAAAUUGCCUGCCAUUAAUGCUUGAUAAUAUGCAGUGAAAUAAGGAUUCUGCAUACCCUUAAAUGUCAAAUAUUACAAACUUUAAGAUUCCUAUAAAAUGAUAAUACUAAACUCAGUUCACUUCUGCUUAGCCUUCACAGUUGUUGAUCACAUAGCAUGGUCAUCCACUCACAGCUUAAAAAAUACAGGGAGCAUCGGAAAGAAUGGCCCUGGCUUUGCUGUUCUCCUACAUGAAGCUGUUUGACAAAGCUGGGUUCAAUGUAUCUAUGCCUGCCUACUUCAGUCCACAAGGGAGUGUCAGAAAGGCCCCGCAUUCGCCGAGCCCAGCAAAAGGGAGACACCUCAGCUGGAACAAAAUAGUGGAAGAAAUGGCGUCUGGGGUUCAGUGGGGACUCGCAGUGUGGGAUACUACUCGUCAGCGAAUCAAAUUCAGUGAUGACAGAGUGUGCAAGAGUCACCUUCUCAACUGUUGCCCCCAUGACGUCCUCUCUGGAACUAGAAUGGAUCUUGGAGAAUGUCUGAAAGUGCAUGACCUGGCUUUAAGAGCGGAUUAUGAAAUUGCGUCCAAAGAACAAGACUUCUUCUUCGAGCUUGAUGCCAUGGACCAUCUGCAGUCAUUUAUUGCGGAUUGUGAUAGAAGAACAGAAGUGGCCAAGAAAAGAUUAGCAGAAACUCAAGAAGAAAUUAGUGCUGAAGUCGCCGCAAAGGCAGAGCGUGUUCAUGAGUUAAAUGAAGAAAUUGGUAAAUUGUUAGCUAAGGUGGAACAACUGGGAGCUGAAGGCAAUGUGGAGGAAUCCCAGAAAGUGAUGGAUGAGGUGGAGAAAGCACGGGCGAAGAAGAGAGAAGCCGAGGAAGUUUAUCGGAAUUCUAUGCCAGCUUCCAGUUUCCAGCAGCAGAAACUUCGAGUCUGUGAAGUCUGCUCUGCCUACUUAGGUCUUCAUGAUAAUGACAGACGACUGGCUGAUCACUUUGGGGGUAAACUGCACCUGGGAUUUAUUGAAAUAAGAGAGAAGCUUGAAGAGCUAAAGAGAGUAGUAGCUGAGAAGCAGGAGAAGAGAAACCUGGAACGUCUGAAACGCAGAGAAGAGAGGGAGAGGGAAGAAAGGGAGAAGCUGAGGAGGUCCCGAUCACAUAGCAAGAAUCCCAAAAGAUCCAGGUCCAGAGAACACCGCAGACACCGGUCUCGUUCAAUGUCCCGGGAACGGAAGAGAAGAACUCGAUCUAAGUCUCGUGAGAAACGCCACCGCCACAGAUCCCGCUCCAGCAGCCGCAGCCGUAGCCGCAGCCACCAGCGAAGUCGGCAUAGUUCUAGAGAUAGGAGCAGGGAGCGCUCCAAGCGGAGAUCCUCAAAAGAAAGAUUCAGAGACCAAGACAUAGCAUCACGUGACAGAGACAGGAAUUCAAGAGACAGAUCACCUCGUGACAGAGAUCGGAAAGAUAAGAAUCGGUCCUAUGAGAGCGCUAAUGGCAGAUCAGAAGACAGGAGGAGCUCUGAAGAGCGCGAAGCAGGGGAGAUAUAGUAGCGGAGUGCCUGGCCUCAGUCCUUAAGCUUCCUCUGAGUUACCUACUAUUGUUUAGUUUACAGCAGUUCAGGGCAUACAUCGAGCAGCCCAGACACCGACCCAGCUAGGCCAGACGGACCGGGUCUGACUCCAUGGGAACGGAACCGGCUUUCCUUGAUGGAGCCGAAAACGACAUCCAUAGUUUCUGGUGACCCUGUAAUACGAUUCUGAAAGGAUUCUCUGUUCACAGUUUUCUAUAAUAAGACGCCGAUCUCUGAUUUCUUCUUUCUAGUAGGAGUGAUAGUGAAUGAAUUGUUACCUGCCUUGGGCUUUUUUUGAACGUUUGUAAGAUGCUGUCUUCCUUUCUGGUCCAAACAGCAGCCGCUUUGGGAUUUUUUCCUUUUAAUUCUUCCUGACUUUUGUAUUCUCUAAUACCUCCGCCCUCCACUUGUGAGAGAAAAGGGGCAGGGAAGCAAUAUAACUUGUGCUCUAAGGUUCUCUUCCCAUUAUGAAUUACUAGCUGAUUACAGUUCAAGCAUUUAUACUGGAAUGUGUGCUGGAGAAAUUGAAAAUGUUGGAUUUUGUUUUCUUUUGUGUUUAACAGUGCCUAUUUAGAGCUGGAAGUUGAACAGCUGUUGCAUUACAUACUUUUGCUUUUUUAUUGAAAUUUUGAAAUCAAAUAUGUCUUGAUUUUCUGUUGUAUGGAAUUGCUAUAUGUUCAGGGUGUUCUGAGGGGGGAGGGGGCAGGGACUCUUUCGUAAGCACUUGUUUUAUUUUGCGUGUGGAGUAUAAAGGCUACACCCUUAUUGUAAAAAGUAAUAAUAAAUUGAAAGAAACAAUCACCACCACCAUCAUUAAACUGUAACUUGUCUA